AAAAGGUCGCAAAGUUCAAGGGGGCCGAAUACUUUCGCAAGGCACUGUACUAAACAGCUCACUCACUUUCUCCUACUGUAUGGAAAUUACUGAAUUCAGUUAACUUUUUUACAGUAGGCUAUUUUUUGUUGUUGUACAUGUUUAACUUUCAGUGAGGAAAUGCCCUUUUUUCUUAAACUUCUGUGUGAAAUAUGUAUUAUGUAUAACAAAUGUUACAUUAUUUUAUACUAGAAUGAAAACGUGUAAUGGGUAAACUCUCACUGUAUUGCUAGUAUAUUUAGAGACCAGAUAUUUGAUACUUGGACAUCACUGCAGCUAUAUUUGAAUGGCAGCUUGGUAAUACAAUUAGUCUUGAAGUAAAAAUCUAUGAAUUUCAUGGUCAAGCCAAGUUCCACAGAAUGGAAAGAGACACAUGCUCACGCCCCCUGUUGGAGAAACUGUACAAAGGAACAUCAGGUCAUUAAAUCAAUGUUUUCCGCAAAGUUAUACAACUUUAGAAUAUUCAGUCACUCUUAAACAACAGACACCUUUCUGAACACGUGUUAUGUUAAUCAAAACUUACUGUUAAUAAAGAUAGCUAGCAUUUUAUAUUGAUACAAUGUUGCACUGUACAUUUCCCUGCACCCCCAGUAGGCUAGUAGUUCUGUUGCACUUCUUCAGCCAUAACACUUAUCACGUGCUUGUCUUUGCUCACCUUUUCUCCCAGUGUGGUAUAGUGUAAAAUACAAGUCACGAUAACUUAAAAUGAUCACCAGGCGUUUGUCUCCAUGUAGGUACCAUGGUUAUACACGAGGAGCCGGACUGACCAGUUCAAAGAUUGAUAUUAGGCUACACUGUUAGAAAAUUUCAACACCAUCGUGAAAAAUAAAAUAAGGACUAUUAUAAGCAUGAACAACAAUGAUUUCAGAAUGGAAAAAUGUCCUCCCAUUAAAAAUAUCCACUUUCAUAUUAACAAUAACUUAGGCUACUCUCGCAAACAGUUUUGGCCACACCUAGAUCCUGUCCUAUUUUCAUAAAAAAAGAGGGGCCUUUUCUUGUGCAUUUGUUGUGUGCCGGUGAGUACCCGGCUGUGUAACUUGAUAGGGGGCUUCGAGAGGGAAUAAGGGAAUGUGGGGCUGCAAUGGAGCAGAAUGCAAUACAGUGGUUAGGUGCUCCCUCCUGCCUGCGUGGAUCCUUUGCCUUCUAUAAGUCAGUGAGCUGUGAGGCCUUGGCCGGGGCCCCUGCACUGGUCUGGAAACUGGGGGAGUUCUACUAUGUCCGCUGUGGCCCCCAAGAACCUGUGUGCAUUGCUGAGGUGACUUUACUGUGGGAGGACCUGGCCCAACGCCAUCUACUGGCCAGCUCCAGACUCUACUUCCUCCCUGAGGAUACUCCCAAGGGCAGGACCAGAGAGCAUGGAGAGGAUGAGGUGUUGGCCGUCUCGAAGAAGAUAGUGGUGCGGGUGGAGGAUCUGGUGAGAUGGACCUGUCCUGAACCUCCAGGAUGGAAAGGAGGAAGCCAGAAGUCCAGUGAGACCAACAGUCAUCACAAACAUACCCCCAUCAUUACCAAUGGACCCCCAGCAUCAAUCGAAGAGAAGGGUGAGCGUCUGGGGGUCAAGGUGCUCAGUUACCCCCAGUACUGCCGCUUCCGCUCCCUCCAGAGACGCAUUCAGGACGGGGUGGUGUUGGGGCUGCAGGAUCCCCAUCUGCUGGCCCUGGGGGGGAUCAGGGUGGCCCAACACAACACCCAGGUCCUCUACUGCAGGGACACCUUCAACCACCCCACCCUGGAUAGCAAUACCAGUAUCUGGACACAACUGGGAUGCACCUCCCUCAGCUUGAAGGGGCGACCCCUCAAGAGAAGAGGAAGGCCAGAAGGCCAGAAAGCUGUGGAGCCACCAGCCCUCAACCAAUCAGAGUCCUGGAUAGAAAGAAUAACGGAAAAUGUGGUGGGCAGUGUGGAGAUGCAACGUGAGGAGGGCUGUCUCCCCCACCCUGAGGAGCAGAUGUUCCUGGAUCAACUCUACUGCUACAUGGAGCGCUGCGGCUCACCCAUCAGCAAGGUGCCCAACCUCGGUUUCAAGAAGAUUGACUUGUUUGUCAUGUACUCUAUAGUCAAACAGUUGGGGGGCCAUGAGAGGGUGACAUCCCAGCGUCUGUGGAAGAAAGUGUAUAAUGAACUAGGAGGAUGCCCGGGCAGCACCAGUGCUGCCACCUGCACCAGGAGGCACUAUGAGAGGCUGAUUCUUCCUUACGAGGAGCACAGAAAUGGAGGUGGUGCAGAACUAAAACUCCCAGCAUUCUCUGGGCAUACCCGAGUUAGGGCGAUGAGUGGGAGGAGACCGCUGGUGAAGGGGAGAGGAGCAGAGGCCAACCAGGAGAAGACUGUAACCCCUACCCCUCCAACCAUUUCUCCAGACGGUGUGGUGGUAGUGAAGAGAGGCCGUGGUAGACCUCCAGGCAAAAAGAACCAGGUCAAACUCCUAGUCUCCAAGGCCAGUCCAGUGGUCCUGUCUCCCCCAGCUAAACCUAGCCUGGACCUCGGGGCCCAGCCCCCUCUCCAGGCCCCCUCUCUCGAGUCCCUGUCUGUGUUCCAGGGGCUAAACCUGGCCAACCUGCCACCAACCCCAGACCUGUCUCCCAUCUCUGCCCCCUUCCUCCUGCCCAAAACUCAAAGGGAGGUAAAGAUGGAGAACGGGGAUUCUCCAGCACCAUCACCCACUCUGUCUCCUGCCACUUUCUUGCCUGCUCUCCCCAGGCUCCACACAGGGGGGUCCUUCGAAGGGUUCAGCCCCACUAAAGGCCUCUGUACCCUUGAUCUCUUUAGGAGCCGACUGGGCCUCACUAGCUUGGACACCCCUGGUCUAACCCCCCAGAACCCUGCCUCCCACCAGCCCUCCAGCCUUUACCUCCAGGCCAAGACAGGGAACCCAAACACCACCCUUCUCAAUGGGAACCAGCCCCACCCACAGUCUCACCAUCCGUCCCACCACCAGUGCUGGGGGUGCAGGCUGGAUGAGGAAGCCCAGAGGGGGGGUAGCAGCAGCACCAGGGAGGUCCGUAGCAGCAGGCCUCCCCUGCCCCCUCUCCGGGUCCUCCCCCUGGAUCUGGACUGCAGCCUGCAGGUGCGCCAGCUGAUGCGUACGCCUUUGGGCUCAGCCCAGCUCUACUCUAUCACCAAGCGGCUGUCGGAGGUCUUAGCCCAGGACCUGAGUAGCAAGCCACAUCUGUCUGUCACCCCUCCCCCAGAGCAGGCCCUGCCCCUCAACCUCAGCAAGUGCUCCACCACCAAAAGAUCUGCCUUUGAUGAAACUGACUACAGGAUGUCUUCAGGGGAUCAGGAUAAUGGUGACUCCACACUCCCCUUAGCUAAAAGUCGUAGAGUGGAGUCGUGUGAUGAGGCUGAGGACUUGAGCUCACCCAGCAGGGCCAGAGCUUUCCUCCUGGAGCUGCCGCAGCAGACCACUACCAGCCCAGACACCUCUACUACACCUACCCAGUUUUUCCUCCCCAAGUCUGGGGAGGCCUAGGGAGACACCCCCCUGGAGAACCAGGGCAGGAAUUCUGACUCUGAGCCAGCAAUCCAGGUGAAGGUGGAAGAGGACCUGAGGGAGAGUAGCUUGGUGGAGCCUGAGGGAGACUGCUCUGUAAGGACAAAGCAGGCGAAAGUGGAAGAGGGAGAAACUGUAAAGAUGGAUAGGGGAGAAGAGAAGAUUGACGAGGUUGAAACCGUUAUCAUUGAGGAUGGUGUACAAACGCAAUCAGAGAAAGAUGAGAUGGAGGGGAGGAAACUAGAGAGGAUAGACAAACAGUGUAAUACUAUAAAGAUGGCCGGCGGCAUAUCAGAGAUUAUGAAGGGGACUGAGGAUUCCUUAGCCCACUCUGCCAGUGACUCUGGGGGCCAGCAGGUGCCAAUGGAUGAUGAGGAGAUGGAAUGUGAUGUUGAGGCAUCUAUCAAAGGGCUGCCCAGUCCUAUCCUACCCCCCAACCCAGGCCCAGCCAAGCUGCCUGAACACCUGCACACAACCUCAACUGCACAUAACAUACUCAUGACCAACACCAACAAUCACUACACCACUCUACCUUAUGGGAGGAUACUCUCAAACACACAAUCAAAGAUGAAUCCUAUAAACUCUGUAACGACUCACACACAGACUUUGAAACACUGCCAUUGCCUUUAGAUGACACCAUUAUAUUGUUCUGUAUAGUACUAUGCAUCAUACAACUUUCGUGCUUCCAACUUUAUUACACAAAAAUUAGAGUGCAGAGGUUUUUACAACAAUCCACCAAUUUCCUGAAAAGGAUUGGAUAAAAGAUGUGCCUUAAAGCUGUUGUGCUCUGAUUUCUAGUCAUUCACACAGUACAACAGCCAGGGAUGUAUUCAUUGCCAAAUGGGAAGGGACCCAUCUGAAUUUGUACAAUAGAAACUAGUUGUCAUUGCAAACCAUUUUUCCAUUGUGAAAUGCUUUGCUACAAUGUGCACUAAUGAAUACACCCCAUGAAACAGUGUUUGAGUCCUACAUGUACUUCCUGUUUGCAAGUCUUUAACACUGACAGGAUUUGCACACCUACUGUACUUGUUCCUUUAAAAAAAAAAAUGAUGAGGCAGUCAUUUAUGAAUAUUUCCUCUGAUGCCAAUUUUGAGGUAUUUUAAUGUUUGUCUAGUUUAGAGAAACAAUGCUGACACCACUUGAUGUUUUUAGUCCUUGGUGCCUUGAUCAGAGUUUUUAUUUUAUUUUUUAUUUUACCUUUAUUUAACCAGGUAGGCAAGUUGAGAACAGGUUCUCAUUUACAAUUGCGACCUGGCCUGGCUAGUUUGACCCCAGUAAGUCUGUCAGACAGUUGGUAUGUUGUGUAUGGAUCUGGGGUGUACUCUGAUCUGAUUUAGAGUAGCAGGGGAAUUCUAUUGACUACAAGAACCAAAGGCCUUUCAUAACUCGUUCAAUAGAGAGAGUGCAAGUUUUCGGUUGUGCUUUAUAGAUUUUUCAAAAUUAUUUUAAAGAUAUAUCCCUGUUUGAUAUAUCUGGAUCAAAAAUUGGAGCUAUUUGUGGUUCAUCCUGUUAGUGUUGAGUGUCUAUCCUCAUUGCAGCCUGAUGUAUUUCUUUAUGUAUAAAACGGGCAGCGUACCUUUGGUGAAAGGGCCACAUUGGGUGAGUGGGCAAAAUGUUCUAGUUGAGCUACACAUCAUUUUGGUGUGAUAAGUUCCUCAUCGAGUUGAAUAGGGUUUAGGUAUUUAGUUAAAUUAUUGUUUGUGUAGCUUUUUGAUGUUAUUUUGAUCAUUUAGAGUUUAAGAUCAAAUGUUUACAUUCAAUAAUGCAACUAAUAAUAUUGAGUUGAUUUUGUAUCUUUAGUGCUUUGCAGAUGGUCAGACUGGUACUGUAUUAGACUUGGUUCACAGUAUACCUACUUCUGGAAUGAGAACAAGAGUCUAUCGUCAUUCAACUAUGGUGGACUUAAAGAGAAUCUCUGCUACUUUUUUAUACUUUUUAGCCAGUAGUUCUGAAAGUAGCACUUAUGAGCCAAAAGUAGUCCCGGAAGAUUGCGUACUACGUUACAUUUGCAGAUAUGUGCGACUCUUCAUUGCUCACACCCACUCUCUCUCUAUUAAUCUCACUCACUGAGCUGUUGGGCCCACCCUGCAACCUCAUUGGAGAACACUGGGCAGGCCUAUUGCUAGCUGUCACAUUGCUAACGGGCUGGCCCACUAGAGAUUUUGUGGCUAAUUGAGGUAAAACAGUAAUUCUGCUCAUAAAUUAUGCAUGUAUGAACUACACAUUGACACAUCCAUCCCAAAGCGGGACGAUUACAAAAUAAUUUCUUAGUUGCCAAAGUACCAGAGAAUGUCUUUAAACUAUUCUUAGAAAAAUAAGAAAUAGCAUAUGGAAUUGAUUUCCAGUUGACUCGGAUCUACUGUCUCUUAUACCCCCCCCCUUUAUUACUUGAACAACUGCUACAGAGUUAAUGUCAUGUAGUUAUAUCUCUAUUUAAACCUGUGUAUCAGUUGAGCUCAUCUUGCUCAUGGCAGACAUCUGUCUCUGGUAUUCCUUUCACUGUAUGUGAGAGUAAGACCAGUGCACAUCUUGACUCCUGUACUCUGACAAUUGAUAAUAUGGUCAUUUCAACCAUUUUUGUUUUAACACUGUAUAUUUAUGUUAAAGAUGUAUCUGUUAACAGGUGGGGGUUGCAGAUUUUUGUAUGAGUGUAUAUGUUUUUUAGGGGUGUUUUUAUUUUAUUUCAGACACCGAUUAAGUCUAAUCCUGUACUAAAAUCUGUUUCUUGGAGAUUUUCCAUUGAUCUUGUGUUUUAGUCCAGGACUAGGUUUAAUCUAUCUGGGAACCACCCCUACUGUAUGAAAAUGUGUCAGUCUCUUUCACGAGGCAUGAUGUAUAUAGACCUGCAGUUUCCUAAAAUGACUACUAGAUGGAGACAACACCAGCACUGUCCUAUGACAGGCCUGGCGAGGCAUUCUACAGCCCUAAAGGGGAGGAAGGAUACUCUACGCUAGCCUACAGAAGAAGUAAGGGCUGAGUUUGCUUCAGAGCUAAACAGAUCAGUGCAGAUACAUUCCAUCAUUUAACAGCCCAGAGAUCUUGAAUAGAUAUGAGCUUCAGUGGGCCAUGCACUUGGGCAUGUGUCAAAAUGCCGACCUUCAGCUAUAAUUUGACAAAGUGUAAUGGUAACUGCUAGGCCUACAUGUGUCAGGAAUCACAAACCAUUUACUGAGACCUUCCAGAAAAAUGGAUGUGUGUUUGGGGGACAAGCCAAUCUUAUUAAACAUAUCAAAUGUGCUUUCAGCAGCCUAGUCUUGCUUUAUUGUAUUGUAUUCAUCCACCCCUGUGAAUUAAUUCAAUAUCCCACAAGCACACCCAUACCUUUACAUAUCAAACACACUGGUUUCUUUUUGAUGGAAGCAGCUCCUGUAUUCAAUGCUUUAGCCAAGCCUGACAUUUAGUUAAACAAAAGAGGAAAUGAACACAUUCCAGAAGCCACCAGAACAUUGCUUUGUUGUGCUGGUCGCCGCUCAGUGAAGAGGUAACGGGUUCAGGUCAGGGCAGAGAUGUGUUAUUGUCUGUUUAGCCAUGUCAUGGACUGGGGUCACAUUUUGUCUUUCUUUCUGUGACCGGGAUUGCAUGCAGAGAGCCUGGUUGACCUGCAUUUUUGGACACGUUUUUGUAGAGUACUGAAAUUCCUGUCAUUCAGCUGCUAUCGGUGGUCUGAUUCUGUUUUCCAACUUAAAAAGCUCUCCAUGGGUCCAGGCUUCACUGGUCUGGUAUGUGGAUAGUAUUUUUUUUUCUGCACAACAAGAAGUUAACCCUUUGGGAGUCAUACAUCUUUUUUCUGUAAGUCUGGCCGCCUUGUCUCGGAGUGAGACACUCAAACAGCACGUAUUUCCUCAAACACUUGACCAUGGUUGUAUUGACUAAAGUAAACACUAAAUGCUUUAUUAUGUGCGUUAAGAGGUAGUGUGAGAUUUACAUGUUAACUCUUGCACCUUGAACCCACUUAAGAUCAGAGCCCCUUGCCUCCCUCUAAAAAGAGUGUUUCAAAUGAACUCACAAAAAGUUAGCCUUUUAUCCUCUCCUUUUGAUGAUAGUCUUUGUUCAUUAUGUGGAAAAUAAAGCAGAGAAGAAUGAAUGUCUCACCAAAAUGAA
This is a messenger RNA of Oncorhynchus kisutch (coho salmon), 7633 nucleotides long. RefSeq names its product AT-rich interactive domain-containing protein 5B-like. Gene Ontology annotation, cellular component: nucleus. The transcript has 10 exons. The record is from RefSeq and is a predicted model, not a curated record. NCBI's taxonomy places the organism in Eukaryota, Metazoa, Chordata, Actinopteri, Salmoniformes, Salmonidae. Gene Ontology annotation, biological process: regulation of transcription by RNA polymerase II. Gene Ontology annotation, molecular function: transcription cis-regulatory region binding. The coding region runs from base 1121 to 3511 and encodes 796 amino acids.